Opisthorchis viverrini is the source of this 372-nucleotide messenger RNA. RefSeq lists its product as hypothetical. Lineage: Eukaryota; Metazoa; Platyhelminthes; Trematoda; Opisthorchiida; Opisthorchiidae. The transcript has 3 exons. The record is from RefSeq and is a predicted model, not a curated record. Bases 1 to 372 code for a protein of 123 amino acids.
AUGGAUGAAUUACAACAAAAUAUAAAAGGAGCUACGCUAACGGAGUUUAGUACUGUCUAUCCAACUUCUCCGAUUCGACCACAAGAACAAUGGAUAUCGUCGAGAUCGCUAGUCCUGACUGUUGCCUGCAGGCAACGUGUACGACGGCGCACGCAUAUCCCUCAAACGCCCAAUAAUAAAGAGCCUAGGGGAAGAUCGAGAGCUCUGGAUCUUGAGUAUAAAAAAUUCAGUCAAGGGCAAGGCGACGCAAUGCAAUACAAUAUGGUACAUGCACAUGCAAUGCGCAGCUACCUACCCCCCCCCAAAUCAUCGGUGAACGAAACUGUGGCAUCUACAACCACUGUACGACGAGUACGUGGUUAUUACGGCUGA